AUGCCUUCUCAACCUCCACCACCGCCACGCACAAAGCUCGGUCACCAUCGUGUCCUUGGUCCCAAUGCCUCCAUAUUGGUCUCCCCUCUCUGUCUCGGUGCCAUGGGCUUUGGUGACAUAUGGAGCUCGGUGAUGGGAGAGUGCAACAAGGAGACCAGCUACGCAAUCCUUGAUCACUUCCAUGCUGCGGGUGGCAACUUCAUUGACACUGCCAACUUCUACAUGGCGGGACAGUCGGAAGAGUGGCUUGGAGAAUGGAUGGCUGAGCGUGGAGUCAGAGAACAGAUGAUCAUUGGCACCAAGUUCAUGCUGCCAUACAAACUCCCUGAGCAGAUGCCUGAAGGAAGUAUCACAUCCAACUUUGGCGGCGCCAAUAAAAAGAGUCUGCGCCUGUCGCUUGCAGAGAGCCUCAAGCGCUUAAAGUCCGACUAUGUUGACAUCCUUUAUGUGCAUGCUUGGGACGGAGUGACCAGCAUCCCGGAGCUGAUGAGAUCUCUUGAUGAUGUUGUCAAACAAGGCAAAGUCCUGUACCUAGGAAUCUCCAACUGGCCGGCUUGGUUGGUCGUCAAGGCAAAUGACUAUGCUCGACAACAUUGCCUGACUCCAUUUGUGGUCUAUGAGGGUCUCUGGAACGUGGUGGCCCGAGACAUCGAGCGAGACAUAGUCCCGAUGUGUCAGGCCGAGGGAAUGGCCAUCACGGUCUGGGAAUCCAUGGGCGCUGGCAAGUUCAAAAGCAAGGCCGAGAAGGCUGAAAAAGGAGGAAGGCCAGAAUACGAUCUCGCCGGCAAGGGGCUGGACGCAUAUGAGCGUGCCACCGUAGCCCUGGAACGAGUCGCCAAGAGGAAGGGAACGAACGCAGUGGGCAUCGCUUUGAGGUACAUCACUUUGAAGGCCCCGUACGUAUUUCCAAUUAUUGGGGGUCGCAAAAUUGAACACCUCCAAGCGAAUAUCGACAACCUGAGCAUACAGCUCUCCGAAGACGACAUCCGGGAAAUUGAAGAAGCUGCUCCGAUAGAUCUGGGCUAUCCUCACGCUUUUUUGUCGGGCAAAGGAGACAAGCACGUUGGACCAACACGGCCGACAAAGCUUGAGAGGUGGUGGGGGGCGUUUGAGGGGGUGGAAGAACCAAAGCUUCUUUCAACUCAGCCUGUCGUAAGCACGAGUGGAUCGGAGCAGCAAGUACAGCAUACCAGCCUUCACGCUGAGGGAAAAGGCUUCCAGUUGCCAACCUCCAGCUCGACUCAAGAAGAAAUUUCUAGCGUUUGUGAACAACUCAGAGCUGCUCUGCCACCCUACGAUGAAUUGAGACAUUGUUUCUCUGGCGACACAAAAUGGUGGGACUUCUGGCAUAUCAAGACAUUCGGAACAACGCCCGCUCGCGAGAGUCUCUUGCAGUUUCUGGAACGGGUCUAUAUGAUUGGCAAUCCCAUAGAACUCGGAUUUCUUGUCUCCUCCUACGGUCAUCACAAUGCAGCCGGGGCUUUGCGGUAUCUUUCGGUUGUUGAUCGUCUCGUUCUUGCAGGCGACCACCUCGCGAGCAACGUGGAAGGUCUUCUUCUGACUGUCUUCCACGCAAAAGUGUAUCUCGAAGUUGGUCAACCUCGUCGUGCGUUUUUGUGCAACCGUCACGGGAUAUCACUGGCACAGGCUAUGGUUAACCUCCACCGCAAUUAUUCGAGCUCGCCCAGACGAACUGCGGCUUGGUGGACGCUCUAUCUCGGAGAUCGAUUUUUGUCCAUCCUGCUUGGUUUGCCAUAUGCUAUUUCGGACGACUCCUUUACCGUCACAUACGCAAAUGAAACGAAACAAGCUGGCCACGCAACGUUACCCUUUGCAAUCCGCUUAGGGGCACUCACAGGCCGUGUGAUUGACCAGGUUCAGAGUCGUACAGGACCGAAAUUCUCCGAGAUCCUGGACAUCGACGACGAGCUCACUUCUCUGGCUAGCACAAGGACAAGAUAUUGGUGGGAUCAUAAAAUUCCAAUAGUUUGUCACUCGAGUGAGCUGGAUGAGUUUCGAGAGAGGCUCAUAAGUCAGACGCAAUACUUCCUAACUAGGAUAUACUUACAUUUACCAUACCUCUUAAAAUCGCCAACAUCCCACCUUUACGCGAACAGCAGGUUGAUGGCGAUCGAGUCGUCAAAGGAAUUGCUGGGGCGUUAUCUGGCUUUACGAUCUCAUGUCAACGGCAGCCCUAUCUUCGAUUGCCAGUCAGUUGAUUUUGUUGGCUUCAUGGCUUCAGUGAUAUUGGUCAUUGGGGCAUUCUGUGAUUCCAGAAUCCCUCUUGUGCCCGGCGACAUCCAGCUGGUCAACGAGACUGUGAGAGUUCUGCAGAGAGUGGCUGAAAAUAGGGUCAACCGUGUCGCACGUCAGUGUCACAAAACCCUAUCAACGUUACUUGCGCUCGCUCAUGUGGGUGGCCCACCGAGCUCCGCAGUCCCAUCAAAAAUAACAAUACCUUAUUUCGGAACCCUCUAUGUGGCUUCUAACUGGCAUCUCAAGUCCGGAAGCCUACGGACAUUGGGGGAGCACGGCACUCCUUCAGAAUCUCCAGGCUGUCUCGCAGACCCGUCGACCAGCAACGGCCCUGACGGUGAUCUCAGUCGUCUAUCUCCAACACUCGUUUAUGAGGGGAUGUACAACUUUGACGCGGACUUGCCUUGGGCACAGGAUGAGUCUCACGCGGUGUCUUGCGUGCAUGAUUUCAUGACAGAUCUAGAUCAAGACUGGGAAUCAUUCUUCAAUUCAGACAUCCACUGA
Messenger RNA from Fonsecaea multimorphosa CBS 102226, 2760 nucleotides. RefSeq lists its product as uncharacterized. Lineage: Eukaryota; Fungi; Ascomycota; Eurotiomycetes; Chaetothyriales; Herpotrichiellaceae. Gene Ontology annotation, biological process: DNA-templated transcription. The coding region runs from base 1 to 2760 and encodes 919 amino acids. The transcript is spliced from 5 exons. Gene Ontology annotation, molecular function: zinc ion binding; DNA binding. The record is from RefSeq and is a predicted model, not a curated record.